Molecule: messenger RNA, 2388 nt
Organism: Monopterus albus (swamp eel)
Lineage: Eukaryota; Metazoa; Chordata; Actinopteri; Synbranchiformes; Synbranchidae
Gene: slc39a11
Product: solute carrier family 39, member 11
Exons: 10
Coding region: 182-1198 (338 amino acids)
Biological process (GO): zinc ion transmembrane transport
Cellular component (GO): membrane
Molecular function (GO): zinc ion transmembrane transporter activity
Source: RefSeq, a predicted model, not a curated record
UGAAACUAAUGCUAGAAAUUAUCGAUAACAUAAGUUUAGAGUAAAAUUAACCUAUACCGAAUUUUAGUACGUUGUUCCAUAAUAUAACAAAUAGCGUUUAAGUGAUAGGUAAGUGUGUUAUUUUUUAUUAUAUAAGGAAAGUAAGCAUUCGAAGUGAGCCGGUGGACUCAGGUCUGGUACGAUGCUGGAAGGCUACAGCCCUGUGACCCAGGCCCUGCUGGGGACUCUGUUCACCUGGGGUCUAACUGCAGCCGGAGCCGCCCUGGUGUUUGUUUUCUCUAACCGACAGAAGCGCAUCCUGGAUGGAAGUUUAGGCUUUGCGGCUGGGGUAAUGUUGGCUGCUUCAUACUGGUCAUUACUUGCACCAGCAAUCGGAAUGGCAGAGGAUUCUGGGAAGUACGGCUCAUUUGCUUUUGUGCCUGUGGCUGUGGGAUUCACACUUGGGGCGGCCUUUGUUUACAUUGCUGACCUGGCCAUGCCCCUGCUGGGUGUAGGUUCUGACCCUCACACUGCCUUGGCCCUGCACCCUGACUCCAAGCUGGCCAAAGAAGAGGGCCCCUCCUUCCAGCCGUUGAGUUCUGACGAGAUGACCAUCAAGAUAGGUAGAGCGAGACUUCUCUCAGAUAAAAUAGAAAAUGGUGAGGUGUACCAGAGAAGGAGAGGAACUCAUCUGGGCAGCUCAGAUGGACAGGAAACAGCCAAGAAGCAACAGGAUGUGGUUGGACAGACAGGAAGCAGCUGGCGGCGAAUUCUUCUCCUCAUCCUCGCUAUCACCAUCCACAACAUCCCAGAGGGCUUGGCUGUGGGAGUUGGAUUCGGAGCCAUCGGGAAGACUUCAUCUGCUACUUUUGAGAGCGCCAGGAAUUUGGCCAUCGGUAUCGGCAUCCAGAAUUUCCCAGAAGGUUUGGCAGUGAGCUUGCCACUCCGGGGGGCGGGGGUGUCAACGUGGAGAGCCUUCUGGUACGGCCAGUUAAGCGGGAUGGUGGAGCCUCUUGCUGGGAUGCUGGGUGCAGUCGCUGUGGUAUUGGCAGAACCGCUGUUGCCCUAUGCGUUGGCGUUUGCUGCCGGCGCGAUGGUCUACGUGGUGGUAGAUGACAUCAUACCCGAGGCUCAAGUCAGUGGAAACGGGAAGCUGGCAUCCUGGACCUCCAUCCUGGGCUUCGUAGUGAUGAUGUCACUAGAUGUGGGUUUGAGCUGAGGUCGCCAUGAUGACCAACUCCACAUCAACAGAACACUCGGUGACCAUGACGUCAUCCUGGUCAUGCUGACCUCCGUUUUAAAAAGAGGACCAAAUGAAACACUUUGUUGAUGUCAUUUUAUUUUUGCAACUUGAAAUUCAUUAAUUCAGUAACAGGAACUGUUUUUUAAAACACGCUGUCUGUACUUGAACAAUUGUCUUUAAGUUUUAUUUCUAUGUUAGCAGUCAUGAGAGCAGCUGACACUUUGCUCGAAUGGCAGAAAUCUGAUUUAGGGACAAAUGUAUACAGGUUUGAUGCCUAUACUCCUGACUGUUUGUGGGUGUUUGUUGGGAGGAUGCAGCUUGUUGUGUUUUUGUUUUAUGGAAACAUUAUUUUAAACCAAAAAAGUUAAAUGAAUGCCCUGUCCUCAUGUUUACUUCUUCCAGUUUUGGUUUUUGCUCAUGAUGACAUUACUUGAAGUGUGGUGUUUGAUUUUGUAAUUUAUGGGAUUGAUUAGAAUGAUUGGAUUUUGCUUUCUCCUCUUUGACCCCUGUUCUAUCCUGGUCUGCACAACAGCAGAGCUCAAUGUGAUCACGGUGUACUGAAAUAUGAAAAAUGUUCAAAUGUGACUUUUUUCAAACUGCAUGCUCUUCAUCUGUCCAUUGUUUGGUUUUACUUCAUUCUGACUUUUCUGAGGAUCAGUUGCAGACAUCAUUCCUGUUGUGUAACUAACUCAGGAUCAGUUGAUCCUAUCUUCUGGUGCCUUCUUCUUGUUUGGGCACCGUCUCCUGCCAUCUACAGGUCAGUCUGAUGAAUCGCAUGUUGUGAUCUAUGUGUAAUUAUUUAAAUGCUGAGGUUGAUGGUGAAUUAAAUGUUAAGUAUUUAUGUAAUUAAACAACCAAGUGAUUCUCAGUUUUCUUCAAGCUAUGGUUUUUAAGGCAUUCAGUAUGUUUUAUCCAUUUGGCCUCUCUCUGGAGACCUAACACUUACAAAACAUGCUUUUUUAUGAAAAUGCCACUGACCUAACAGACCCUGAAAAAUCUCAACAUAAUAAUACUUAUUUAAGUCAUUUUGUUUUUUUCCUUCUCUGAUUUAUGGAUGCAGCUUUGUGCUGGUGCGUAAAAAGCUUUAAAGAAACCGUCCUGAACUUACUUUUGAAUUAAAAACAUGUUAUCAAAUGUAGAUCUAAAAAGCUUUGUAUAAAGCAAGA